AUGGCUAGCCCACCGCCGCCGGGAGCCCAUCCGGGUGCCAUGAAGAAUGAUAUGGCCCCCCAUGCUGCCGACAAUGCCGGCGCCGCUCUAGUGCCUUUCACCCGUCCAUUCACCCUGACGGAGGCGCUUCCCUUCUCACCGUUCACCUCUGUCGCGCCAUUUUACUCGGGCAUUGUCCCGAACCCAACGUUGGGCUCGGGGUUCACCAGCGUCCACAUCUCAGAGCAAGUCUCCCGCCACGAAUACGACAACCUGAACCAAGAUGCGGCGCAGAAUCACAACAUGUCGAAGCGAACAGACCACGCAGUGCACCAAGUCCAGCAAGUGCUUAAUUCCAAUGUGACGAAACCAUUCACUUUUCUCCAAGGGCCCAAGACCUCCGCCAACGGCUCCUCCGGCCCAAGCCUUGCCUCAGAGUUAUCUCCAUUCGCCAGGUUGAUAUAUGAUAAGACGAAUGUCUCGUUUCGCUACUCGACCCCAAAUAACAAUGCCGCCCUCGAAAUCAAUGGACUCAAGUCCCCCGCAGCGCUUGCCACCGCAUCGCCCUCGAUGCCCCCUAAGAAGAAACAAAAGUCGUCCGGAGUCAACAUCAAGUCAGAGCACCAGAAACAUGAUGUUCUCGCGGCAGCAAACAGGACGGCACACCUUCAGAACAAUGCGACUAUCGAAAUUUCGAUCCCGAGCCAGUCCAUGAGUGACUCCAUCACGGUUUCCCCAGUCAAGUUAGAGGAGCCGGCAACAGUGGGCGCAAGAUUCACGACUGAGGGAAGCUGGCAGUCAAACGACGCACAUUUGAAGAUCAAGGGGCCUUCUCCGGACAGCACUGAUUCGCGGCAGGAUGCAGCACGAACAAGACGACCUGAUGAAGAUCAAGAUGAGCUGCAAGGAGAUUUACCAGACCCAAGCUUAAAAUCAAGUGCAGCUCAACGGCCUCGCGAAUCGUUGCAAGUGAACAUCCCACUUGUAGAGGUCAAAGACAAGGAAAAGUACCACGACUACAAGGACUAUGUCGAGCCUCCUCCAACGACUCUGUCUCAUCCAAAGAUAUCGCAAAAUAGCUUCGAUGAUGCCCAUUACGAUCUUGAUGUAAACCAGCGUGAGAAGUCCGAUGCCGCUUUCAGGGACUUGCGGCGACAUUUAUCAGAUGUCUUUGCUGCUGAGCGCAAGUUGGUCAAUCAGUCAACACCGAACCAACAUGUUUUUCUGGUCAAUGAAGACGUACCGACCAUGACGAUCACGGCACAGCAAAAGACUCACAAUCUCAUCGAGAAGACAAUCGACUUGCGUUCAUUUGCAGAUGCUCCUUUAAACGAGCUUCUGCAUGUGCAGAAACUCUGCGACGGUGCCUUGCGGCUUUCGGAGGGCUUGGAUAUCAAGCUUGAUGAGUCCUGGGGUGAGGAAGAUGUACUUGCAUGGAUCGCACAACUGCCACACCUCGAUCUUGGCCUCAAAGCGGCGCGAACAAGUCUAAGAAUAAUGGCUGGUGGCCGGGAAGAUAGGCAGCUUUAUUCAGAAGAUACGAUCCAAAUGGCUGUCAACAUCUUCAAGAAUACUAUGGACAGUGUAGUCGUGCCCAUAACAGAGCUUCGACAGUCUGGGCCUACACAAAAACUCUUCAGUCUGCUUGUGCCUCACAGAAAAACGAUCACGGGAGUGUUCACAAGCUGCCAACGACUAUAUUUGCUCAUGUCUUCUUUGAUAAGCAGUAUUGAUCUCUCAGAGACCGUCACGAGCACCCUGGAGUACUUAUCUACUCAUUUGAUGUUCGUUGAGAACGCUUCGAGCGAGCGUGAGUCGUUGGUGGGCGUACAAAAGUUUGACGGACUGCGAAUGGUGGCCAUGGAUAUGGUUUCUCAAAUAUUUAUUAUGAAUCCAGCUCAAAGACAAGGGAUUUUUAACGAUCUCCUCACCUCACUCGAGAAGUUGCCCAUAGGCAAACAUAGUGCCAGGCAAUACAAGCUGCUGGACGGAGCCUCGAUCCAGCCGGUUUCAGCAUUGAUAAUGAGGCUGGUACAGAGUAGCGCCGGCAGGGUGGACACAUCAAAGACAAGAGCCAGACUGAUGGCAGCAUCUGAGGAGGAUGAGGAUGGCGAAGGCGAGGAAGACCCAAAUACCCGUCAGGGGCGAUUAGGCGCCUUCACCUCUGGGAUUCUGAGCGAGGAGGAAUCGGCCCAGCAGCCAGAUCUGGCUAUGCAUGAGCUCAAGGACGUUGGUGCUCCUCUGGCUGAGACGGCACGGCACAAUGCCGCCUAUGUCAUCAACUUUAUCGUUAGUCGGGCUCUCAGGUCAACCAAGACAGGGGACUCGCCUUAUCGCAAUCUGCUCGACCUGUUUGUCGACGACUUUGUAACCUGCCUAGACUCGACAGACUGGCCGGCGGCCGAAGUACUCUUGCGACAGCUUACUUUCCAGAUGAUCUCGCAAAUCGAGGCAGAACGCACCCCUGCCCCGGCCAAAAAUAUGGCAUUGGAGAUACUUGGUGUCAUGUGUGCUGCAAUCACCAAGUUGACGUCGCAGCUUCGUAAGGUGGUUGCCCAGCUCAGCACGGAGGUUGAUGACCCCCUCAGCUACAAGUUGGCGGAUUUGGCUGCGGCGUCAACGGCAUCCGCCGCAGACAAGGCUGGGCUGGACCAGCUGUCUGACUGGUCAGGUCCGCAUCGCGCGAUCCUUGAAUAUCUGGAGAGUCGGGUAAAGACAGAUCCACACCUCCAAAGCGCCAUAUCACUCAUUGUUGCCCAGUGGGCACAGCUUCUGGCAACAGUUGGCUCCGAGCUGAUGGAUAACAACAACACCCAGCCCGUCUCACCAGAGAUGGAAGAGGAGCUUGGACGUCUUGCCUUUCGCCUACGGAUGAUGGUGCAAGACAGCACAUGGAUCUCGACAAAAUACACGUUCCCAAAAGUCUCAGCACCCCAGGCACGCGCUUCUUACAUCAUGGUCAUUCAGCAACUGCAGCUAUGCAAGCUGUUGCCGCGUAUGCUGCACAUCCUGGUCAACUCCAUGACCAGCGAUCAGGCCACCGUAAAAAGCAAGAGUCUCAGGAGCAUCAACCAGGUCAUUGAGACAGACCCGACGCUCCUGGACGGUGAAUCGCCGGUGGUGCGCAUGAUUCUUUUCAAUCUAGAAGAUGGCUCCCCGCAGGUGCGGGAUUCUGCUCUCGCUCUCAUUGGAAAGUGCAUCGCACUCCGCCCCAGCAUGGAGACUGAGAUGGCGGCACAUGUUGUGGACCGAUUCCAAGACAAUGGUCUCGGUGUACGCAAGCGAGCAAUGAAACUUGCCAAAGAUAUCUACCUUCGACGGACUGAUGGCAGGAUCCGCAGUCAAAUUUCAAGUGCACUGCUCUUCCGUGUCGCUAUGGAUCAGGACGAAGGAAUUCGGGACCUGGCCCGGCAGACGAUCGAGGAGACGUGGAUUUUUCCCUUUUACAAUACAGAAUCCACUGCGGAAGACAAGACCUCACUAGCAGAACACAUCUCGUUGAUGGUGACCACUAUCAGGUCACACAAUGCUGCCGGCAGGAGCCUAGAGACGGUCCUUCGCACAGUUCUAUCCCCUGGGUAUAAAACAGUUACACAGAACUCCAAGGCAUGUCGUAAGCUGGUGGCAGGCAUGUUUGAUUUGGUCGCAAUAGCAGGAGCUGGCUCUGGGGACUCUGCAGGGCCUGCGGCUAAGGAGAUCCUCCAAGUCCUCGUGAUAUUUGCCGGUGCAAACCCCAGUCUCUUUGAUUUUGAGCAGAUCAGGCUCCUCAAACCACAUGUCACGACGAUCGCGAAGAACAUGUCUGCCGAAGACAUGGCGCUGGCUCGACCGGUGAUUGGGAUUUAUCGGAAGGUUCUACCUCAGCUGUCUGCUCAACAUCAUGCACAUUUUCUCGAAGAGAUUCGCGCAAAACUUUUACCGGCCGUGGCUUCGAUCGAGGGCAACGACCUGCUGGAUGAUGUGAUAGCGUGCAUAUGGAUCAUCAGUGUCGUCACCGGCGUCUCAAAACAGCUAGCGGCGCUGGCCAUUUCGGCGCUGGCAGGGCUCAGGGCCCUCCAAAAAACCACCACCUUUGCGUUGGGUCCCCUUAGUAAAACACAGCGUUACGCGCAGAUUCUAGGGCUAAUCGGCAAGCACUGCGACCUCGACCCGCACAGAGAGCUGUUCAAGGCUAAACUUGGAGACUUCAAGGGGUCAACCUCAAAGGUCAUGGUCGAUAUCAUCAUACCGUUUACGAAGAGUGGCAAGCCCAAAGAGGUCCGCACUUUCGCUCUUAAUGCGAUUGGCAAGAUCUGCCAGAAUCAUCCGCGCAACUACGUCAGCGCCAACGUUUACCAGGCCUUCCAGCAAGCUUUCGACGAACGUGAACCGGAGCUCGAACAGAUCGUUAUGACAUCCUUGCGUGAAUUCCUGAUCAAAGAGGAGCGCCGCUCGGAGCAGGCUUCGCAGGACGAGAAGGCAUCUGGUGUCAAAAAGGGCGGAGUAAGCAAGAAGGAGCUCACGACUAUGGGCGGUACAAACUAUGAUGAUGUGGCAAGCGCGACAACGCAACGGUUUUUGAAAGACCUCACCCGCAUAGCUUUGGCAACCAUCGACUCCCAGGCCUUCCUGGCCGUUGAGGUCCUUUCCAGUAUCACUCGGCAGGGUUUGGUCCACCCGAAAGAGACAGGCGUUACCAUGAUGACUUUGGAGACGUGCCCAAGGAGCGACAUCUCGGACCUGGCCUACCAGGCCCACAAGCUUCUGCACGAGAAGCACGAGUCCGUACUGGAACGCGAAUAUGCCAAAGCUCUUCAGUCAGUCUUCCAGUACCAGCGAGACAAAAUCAAAGACGCGAGAGGUGCCUUGCACGUCAAGGACGAAACUUUUGUAUCCAAGAUGCAUCUCAUGAUGGAGUUGCUUGGAAUCAGCAAGACCAAGAACCGUCAGGGCUUCCUCAAGAAACUAUGUUCGCUGAUCGACUUUGACCCAGCAAAGCUCAACGUCGACGAUGGACAGCCCCUGCCCAACCAUGUCGAGUUUUCCAGGUUUCUCGUGGAAAACCUUGCCUUCUUUGAUUACGCCACCGUUGGUGAGCUUCAGCUUGCCAUCAACUCACUCGAAAGACUCGUUACCGGAAGAGGAGCCGACAUUGCGCAGUCGAUAGAGUCUGAAGUAUUUCAGCUUCGCAUAGAUGAUACAGGACCCAAGAGGGACGAUGCUGCCGCGCCCCUAGGAGGCUUUACUGACGUCAAUGACGGGUCUGGGGCUCCUCGUACGUCAUCUUUUGCAGCGCCGGUUGAUCUUGCCCGCCUACGACGACUCACCGCGGGAUCAAUGAUCCUUACGGCAGCCUGGGAGACACGGACAUACCUCCGCCGCCAGUACGGGCUCAGGGCAGAACGCCGGCCGUCGGAGGGCAAGGGCAAGCCUCUGGCGAAGGACCUGAGCAAGACUCCAACAAGGGUGCAGACUGUGACGGGAAACAAGCUGUGGGAGGAUUUUGACCUGACAAUGUCUGCCCUGUCCUCGCAGGAACAAAUGAUGGCUCAGUGCCGCAGGUUUGUGGAGCUUCUCAAUGUGGACAGCGACUUCAAGGUCGCAGACAACGAUGAUGACGACGAGAUGAUGAAUGGCGAUGGGCCGGCAACGCCCAGUGCCGAUGAGGAUGAGGACGAUGACGCACCAGACAGCGGCGCUCGUGGACGGAAGCGCAAGGCGCCCGGCACUCCGGGUCGUAAGAAACGUCCUCGGUCAACCUCGCAACCCCGGAAGCGCGGCCGCCCCCGCAAGAAUCCUCUGCCGGUGGCGAGAGACGGGGGAGACGGAGACUUGUGGUGA
Messenger RNA from Pyricularia pennisetigena, 5799 nucleotides. RefSeq lists its product as uncharacterized. The transcript is spliced from 3 exons. Lineage: Eukaryota; Fungi; Ascomycota; Sordariomycetes; Magnaporthales; Pyriculariaceae. Gene Ontology annotation, cellular component: Scc2-Scc4 cohesin loading complex. Gene Ontology annotation, biological process: establishment of mitotic sister chromatid cohesion; regulation of gene expression; establishment of protein localization to chromatin. The coding region runs from base 1 to 5799 and encodes 1932 amino acids. The record is from RefSeq and is a predicted model, not a curated record. Gene Ontology annotation, molecular function: chromatin binding.